UGCAACACUUUGAGAAAACUGACAAGAGCCAUCCAGAACAAACGUCGCUGCGUGCUGACACCUGGGGUUCUGUUCCUGCACGAUAGCGCUCGCCCUCACAGUUCUCAGCAAACACAUGACUUUUUGCGUCUUGUGUUUGCUGAGCAAAUGGAACGUGUUUCAGUAUCCCCCUACAUCCCGGACUUGGCUCCUUCUGACCAUCUGUUGCCUGCAGUGAAGAAGUGGCUUAGGACACAGCACUUCGCUGUUAAUGAGAAUUUAAUGUAUGGCAAUUGGUUGAAGUCCCAAGAGGCUGAGUUUUAUACAGAAGGGAUUGAUAUGUUGCCAAAACGCUAUGAUAAACGCUUGAAUAAAAAUGCUUCCUAUGUAGAAAAUGGAGGACAGCUGUAG
Molecule: messenger RNA, 390 nt
Organism: Stegodyphus dumicola
Lineage: Eukaryota; Metazoa; Arthropoda; Arachnida; Araneae; Eresidae
Product: histone-lysine N-methyltransferase SETMAR-like
Source: RefSeq, a predicted model, not a curated record